CAAUAUGGCCCGGGGAACUAGGACUCCAGAUUAGAAAUUUGUGAUUGCUUAAACGACAUCGUUUAUAUUGGAGAACCUUCUACUCUCUCUGCGCUCCCGCCACCGCCAUUCACUACCUCACCGAUCAUCAACUUCUCUGCCGUUAUAUCACCGAAAUCGUUCUUUCUAUCUCCUUUACGGCAAUUUCUCACCAGUAUCCACCGGUCGAGUUCUCGCUUCUUUCCGCUAGUAUUUUCCGGGAACAACACUCCAUCGAAUCCCAAUGGAGAAACCACAUAGUGAGACCCCGAAAUCUCCUUUCCAUUGUCCACUUCAUCAUAAAUCGCAUCUCAAAAGCAAAACCUAUCAUACUUUGGUGCAAAUUCUAUCCCAAUGCCAUAAACAUCCUGAACUCUGUGAAAUCCCCCCAAUUGUCCCUCAGGAGCUACAGCCAGAAUAUAAUCAGAGCAAUGAGCCGGGAGAAGCAUCUGAAAAAGAUGUCUGCGAGCAUAUUGAGGUUUCCACUUUUUAUGGUAUGGAUCCAAAUAAUUCCGCGACUCAAACUACUGUGUCGUGUAAUGAGAAUUUUGACCCUGCUGGCUUCCAAGAAGGUUUUUGUGACACAAAGGCAGUGAUUGAUGAGAUAGAGAAUAUGAUGAGAGUAGAAGAAGAUGACAAUCCAUCUAAACAAAGGGACCUGCCAGUGGCUGUAAUUGAUGAUACCGACGAAACUGGUUUACAAGGUAAAGGGUUUGGGCAGUUGCAACAAUGGAUAAUGGAUGAAUUAGAGGAUGUGAUAAAAGGAAAUAAAGAAGUUAGUUUUGACAACGUUUGUAAUUUUGCAACCGCAUCAUUGAAUGAGAGCCAGAAUGGUGGUGUCAUGGGUACAUUUUCUAAUAACGUAGAAAGACAUUUGGAUUUUCAACCAGAUGUUCUGGAGGCAUUUGGGAAUGUUGAUCAGCAACAAGUUGACAAAGCUCAAUCAAGUCAAAAUACCUUUAACACUAUAGAUUCAUCUUUGGAUAAAAGUAUAACUUGCGGAGUUCCAAAAUUAAGUGAUAACCAUGAAGAGAAUAGUUCUUCACUGAGAAAUAAUCAAUUGGAAGCCAGUCAUGUGAUGCAGCAAAAAGAGAUGGAAUCAGGGAAAUCAGUUUAUACUAUUAAUGCAGUGUGUUCUUCUGAUCAUAUGAUUGAAGAUGGUGAAAUGGAAGAAGGAGAAAUUUCAGGUGAGAUUCAGGUCUGUGGCAGCUUAGUUGAUGUGUCUUCUGAAGAAGUAGUGCCACAAGAGCAGAAGCAACUUUCUGAAGAUGUUGCAGAUGGAAAUAAGUUCCCUUCCAAUGACAAGAAAGAAGCGAAUAAAAAGGAUUCUGGGUCCAGUUCUGUUACAUUGGAGAUGGUUGAAAAUAUGAGUGACACGAGAGGAGCGGAAACCAAAUAUAUUAGAAAUGAGAUGGCCUAUAAACGUAAAUUUAUUUAUCGAGAUGCUAUAUUAGUUGAAGCGCCAGAUGGCUAUAAGAAACAAAAGAAAGGUUGUGGAACUAAGGAGCUAAAGAAAGGCAGUGGAGUGAAGGGAGCAAAUAAAGGUAAGGAUUCAGCAUCAUGUGCCAGAAAUGCAGAUCAAAUAGCAACUGGACGCCAAGAAAACACAUGUAAAGAUGAGCUACAUCAAGAUGCUGGUCUGGAGAAUAAAAAAAAGCGAGGACCCCCUUCUGAGGAAAAGAAAGCAAAGAAAAAGGAAAAAAGAAGAAAGAAACGAGCACAAAAGAAUCGGGAGCUUGGUGUUAGGAGGCUGAAAUUACGUCCAGUACAUAAUCCAAAACCUGUGGCAUUGUGUCGCCAUUACAUUAGAGGGAGAUGCCAGGAGGGUGAGAAGUGCAAAUUUUCACAUGAAACAAUACCUUUGACAAAAUCAAAGCCAUGUUGUCAUUUUGCACGUCACUCGUGCUUGAAAGGGGAUGAUUGCCCAUUUGACCAUCAGCUCUCCAAGUAUCCAUGUGCUAACUAUGUGUCAGCUGGUUUUUGCAGCAGAGGUGAGGAUUGCAUGUUUUCUCACGAGUUGCCACUGAAGGAAGAUCUUCCAUCUGUAUCAAAUGUUCCCACUCCUGACCUGAAACCUCAAUCCUUGCCAGGCACUUCAAAUUCUAAAAAGCAACCUGAUACUCUGGGAGUUAAUUCUUGCAAAAAUACUGAGCAUAAUGUGGCCAAGAGUGUUAUGAGUCCACCUUCGGUGGUACCCAAAGGCAUUAGCUUUCUCUGUGCUGGGAAAUCAUCUGUUUUUGAAUCCAGCCACUCUGCACGAGGCAUUCCAUCUCUGAUGAGGAAUGAAGGGUUCAAAGUUGGAAAUAAGACAGAUGGAAGAACAUUAGGCUCAAUUCAAAAUUCAAAUGAGAGUCCACGUGGUACUCCAGCAGCUGUGCCACCCAUGGGAAUAAAUUUCCUCGCAUUUGGCAAAGCACCAUGGGAAUUUUCCAAUAUUAAGAAAUUAAAUGGCAAUAGUGGUGCCAAGUUAUCUUUACCAGUCAAUUUGGAUUUGACUAAGCAGUCUGCUUCACCUUUACAUACGGGUAAUGACAUACAAGUUGGUAAGGAGUCUAAACAAAGUGUGUCAAAUACAACAGCUGGGUUGAAUAAGAUGCUGCCGGAAAGUGAAUUUGCAGCAGUGCCUCUGAAAUCAAACAUUUUGUUAUCGGGGGAAUUUUCAACAGAUGGUUCUACGAGUAGUUCACAGGGUAGCUUGCCUUCUAAUUCAGUCACAUGUGCUGAUAGAUCUGUUCUAGCAAGUGCAAUUGCGCCUGAGAAAUCAAGUGCAAUCCUACAAGGUUUGUUAGCUUCUGCACAUCAAUCUGCAGAUUAUCCGUGGUUAAAAAAAACACCAAAGUCGGCUCAGAAGGCAUUUUUAUCUACUCUUGCAUUCGCAGCAAAAGUUGAAUCUGAAAUGAAGAUGAAGCAAUCCCCCAUUGGUGCUCGUGCUGUCAGUGGUAGGAUCAUUAAGGAAACUGGGAACAUUGUAAUCCCAGAUUCACAUAAUGACUCGACAAAAGCGUAAAACUUUUUGGAAGCCCAAUCUAGUGCUGCUGUUUAAGUGAAGCGGCAAAUACAUUUUUGUUGAAAAGAUAAUCGAGAUACAGCUAAAAUGAGAAUUUUGGAGCUAAUUUGAAGCUUAUAGCUCGCCAAAAUGCCACACCAAAGAGAGGCUAUUCCCUGGUCAGUGUUGGCAAUUUAUCAUUUAAUUCUUUUCCCUUAUCCCUUCCUCCCCCACCUUUUUCUUGCAGUUCUACUCGAUGAUUUACAGUUAGGCCAACUACCCCCUCCACUGUUUCCAAUCUUUCUUUUCUACCUUAGAAUUGGUUUAAUUAAUGACGAUAAAAUUUCAUAUAGUUAAGUAGAUUGAUGUUCUUUACAUUUCCUUUAGAUGGUAACUAGAUUCUCUUAACAUUAGAGAAAUUUAUUACUUUCUUAAUUGAACUUUUUGGCAAUUGUAACUAAUGAAUAUAUGAUCCAGUAUAAUUCAACUGCAA
This is a messenger RNA of Manihot esculenta (cassava), 3497 nucleotides long. RefSeq names its product zinc finger CCCH domain-containing protein 65. Gene Ontology annotation, biological process: negative regulation of DNA-templated transcription. Lineage: Eukaryota; Viridiplantae; Streptophyta; Magnoliopsida; Malpighiales; Euphorbiaceae. Gene Ontology annotation, molecular function: metal ion binding; RNA binding. The coding region runs from base 263 to 3025 and encodes 920 amino acids. The record is from RefSeq and is a predicted model, not a curated record. The transcript is spliced from 7 exons. Gene Ontology annotation, cellular component: nucleus.